AAUUCUUCAUUCAUAUAAAAAAUAUGAGUAUAUAACUAAACCAAAUUCAUUAAUCAUUCCGAAAUUUCAAUAAUCAAUAAUCAAUAUAAUCAAUCAUCAAUGGCCAAAAAAUGUCCUCCUUUUGAUUUUGCUACAAAUUAUUACCAAAACGCAAGAGAUGAUUGUGUGAGACAAACAAGUUUCUUUGAUGGAAAACCAGUUCUUAAUCAAGCUGUUGGUUACUCGGUUAUUCUGGGGUUUGGUGCCUUUUUUGCAAUAUUCACCUCUUUUUUGGUGUGGUUAGAAAAAAGAUAUGUUGGUUCACGUCAUACAUCAGAAUGGUUUAACACUGCUGGUAGAUCAGUUAAAACUGGACUCAUUGCUAGUGUAAUUGUCUCACAGUGGACAUGGGCUGCCACUAUUUUGCAAAGUUCAAAUGUUGCUUGGCAGUAUGGUAUUAGUGGUCCUUUUUGGUAUGCUAGUGGUGCUACUAUUCAGGUAAUUUUGUUUGGAAUAAUUGCAAUAGAAAUCAAGAGAAAAGCUCCCCAUGCUCAUACAGUCUGUGAAAUUGUGAAAGCUAGAUGGGGAACAGCUGCACACAUCACAUUUCUAAUAUUCUGUUUCCUUACAAACAUAAUAGUCACAGCAAUGCUUCUCUUAGGAGGUUCUGCUGUAGUAAAUGCACUUACAGGGGUUAAUCUAUAUGCUGCUAGUUUCCUCAUACCUCUUGGAGUUGUUGUCUAUACACUAGCAGGAGGACUCAAAGCUACUUUUCUUGCUAGCUAUAUACAUUCAGUGAUUGUCCAUGUGGUGCUGCUAAUAUUUGUGUACCUAGUUUAUACUGCAAGCAGCGAGCUUGGAAGUCCUGCUAUAAUCUAUGAGCGACUCAAAGAAGUUUCGAGUAGAUCAAGAUUAUGUAUGGAGCCAAUAUCGCAUGCUGGACAAUCUUGUGGUCCAGUGGAUGGAAAUUUCAAAGGUUCCUACCUUACAAUGUUGAGUUCGGGUGGACUUAUUUUUGGGAUCAUCAACAUUGUAGGAAACUUCGGAACUGUUUUUGUCGACAAUGGUUACUGGGUUAGUGCAAUAGCUGCAAGGCCUUCUUCAACACAUAAAGGCUAUUUGUUGGGGGGUCUGGUGUGGUUUGCUGUUCCGUUUUCGUUGGCAACAUCGUUGGGGAUUGGAGCGCUUGCACUAGAUUUGCCAAUAACCGUGAGUGAAGCAAGCCAUGGCCUUGUUCCUCCUGCUACUGCUGUUGCUUUGAUGGGCUCAGCUGGUUCUGUUUUGCUCCUCACUAUGCUUUUCAUGGCUGUAACAUCUGCAGGAUCAGCUGAACUGAUAGCAGUGUCAUCUCUAUGCACAUAUGACAUCUAUAGAACAUACAUAAACCCAUGUGCAAAAGGCAAACAAAUUCUUAAAGUUUCAAGAAUAAUCAUCCUAGCAUUUGGGUGUUUCAUGGGUGUACUAGCAAUUAUACUAAACAAAGCAGAGGUUUCACUAGGUUGGAUGUACUUAGCCAUGGGUGUUUUCGUAGGCUCAGCGGUUAUGCCUAUCGCCUUCUCCCUCCUAUGGAAAAAGGCGAACUCUCUUGGGGCAAUACUCGGAACCACACUUGGCUGUAUCUUGGGUGUGAUCACUUGGUUGUUUGUAGCAAAGAUCGAGUAUGGAAGAGUUAAUCUCGACACAACAGGAAGAAACGCGCCUAUGCUUGCAGGGAACUUAGUGUCUAUACUUGGCGGAGGAGCGAUUCAUGCUGUUUGUAGCUUUUUGUGGCCUGAUAACUAUGAUUGGGAUACUACGAAGAAGAUUCGUAUGGUCGAGAAGGAUAAAUGCGACGUUUCUUCUGAUGAGUUCGAGGAGGAGAAACUUAGGAAGGCUAAGAGAUGGAUUGUGAAAUGGGGGAUUGUUUUUACUGUUGUGAUUGUCAUUCUCUGGCCUUGUUUCAGCCUCCCUGCUGGGGUGUUUAGUUUGAAGUAUUUCACAGUUUGGGCAAUUAUAGCAAUAGCAUGGGGAACCAUAGGAUCAUUAGUUAUCAUAGCAAUGCCAUUGAUGGAGAGUUGGAAGACGAUCCAAAGUGUAUUGGGAGGCAUGUUCACGAACGACAGGCUUGUCGAAAGGAUCGACGAGUUGAAUUGUAAGUUGCACAGCAUCGUACUAGCAAUCCCUGAAGCAGAACGAGUCUAUUUGCUUGAAAAAGAGAAGGCUAAGAAGAAAGAUUUGUUGGAUGAUCAAGUGCAAGAAAGUUAUGAUUUAGCUUAAAUGGAAAGUUAAUAGUAAUACUCAUUUUCUAAUGCAAUUGUGCAAAAUAGGAGUAUUUGAUUAGUCAUGGACUUAAAUUUAUGGGUAGUUUUCUUUUGUCUUUGUUCUAUUGAUUAUUUGAUAAUACUAAUGUUUGAUGUUCUUGUUUUAUACUUCCUCUAUUUCAGAAUAGUUGCUA
Amaranthus tricolor (Joseph's coat) is the source of this 2413-nucleotide messenger RNA. RefSeq names its product urea-proton symporter DUR3. Bases 100 to 2235 code for a protein of 711 amino acids. Lineage: Eukaryota; Viridiplantae; Streptophyta; Magnoliopsida; Caryophyllales; Amaranthaceae. Gene Ontology annotation, biological process: urea transmembrane transport. Gene Ontology annotation, cellular component: plasma membrane. Gene Ontology annotation, molecular function: urea transmembrane transporter activity. The transcript is spliced from 9 exons. The record is from RefSeq and is a predicted model, not a curated record.